GCCGAUGAGGCAAUACGUGCAAACGAAGACCGUUUGUUGCGGACACCCGUGUUAACACAUUCGCUGUGAUUUGUUUUGAGUGUGACGUCACUUGUGAAGUGCACCCGGUCGGGACGUUUUUUUUUUAAAUUGUGUAGUUCAUGUGCAUAAUGAGGUUGUACUCUGCGUUAUGAAUGGACUGGAACGCUGCUUUUUCGAUCAACGUGAGUCGCAACAGAAUGGAGAAGACUGCAGUUAUAGUUAUAUAAGCCUGGGCCGACUGCACCCGUACGGCUCGGGCAGCGGUUCCAGUAGCGACAGCGGUCGGCAUCGCACCCGGAGCCGCGGCCUCUCGGACUCGCCCACAGCGCCCACCACGCCAACGUCGGCCUCCGAUAACGCUUCGGACGCGACCCUGACGGACUCGGAGCUGCCUCUAGCAAGAGACUCAACACUUCUCGUGCAGAACGGUAUGCUGAGAUCUACAUACGACCGGCCUGAUCACGAACGUGAGUACAUGUUUCGAUAUGCACCGAGGAUGGACGUUUAA
This is a messenger RNA of Bombyx mandarina (wild silkworm), 529 nucleotides long. RefSeq names its product teneurin transmembrane protein Ten-m (gene Ten-m). Lineage: Eukaryota; Metazoa; Arthropoda; Insecta; Lepidoptera; Bombycidae. The record is from RefSeq and is a predicted model, not a curated record. Gene Ontology annotation, biological process: motor neuron axon guidance.